Messenger RNA from Nerophis lumbriciformis (worm pipefish), 2460 nucleotides. The record is from RefSeq and is a predicted model, not a curated record. NCBI's taxonomy places the organism in Eukaryota, Metazoa, Chordata, Actinopteri, Syngnathiformes, Syngnathidae.
AUGGGACUGUGGCUGCGCCUCUCUCUGCUGUGUUCCCUUUUAACUCUGACAGCCGGUGUUGAUUUCCUCCUGGAACCCGACAAAGCGUCAGGGCGAGCGCUUUUUUCUCGAGCUUCGAACCGAGCCAAGAGAUCCUUGAUGCCCGCUUGGCGUCACAGUGUGACAAAGAGGAGCGACCCACCAGAAGCCUCCUGCGAUACCCUUAAACUUAAAGGAUACGAGGCCAAGUUGAACGACAACACACACCGUUAUACUUUCAAUGACUUGAGUGGAUCAGUGUCACUGGCCUGGGUUGGUGAUGGUACAGGGGUAAUCCUGGCUUUGACCACAUUUCAGAUUCCUCUCUUCAUGAUCAAAUUUGGACAGUCCAAACUCUACCGAAGCGAGGACUACGGAAAAUCAUUCGUGGAUGUCACUCACCUGAUUAACAACACGUUCAUAGAAUCAGAUUUUGGCAUUGCAAUCGGCCCUGAGAAUUCUGGCAAAGUGAUCUUGACUGGCGAAGUGUCUGGUAGUCGCAGCCCUCGGAUCUUUGUUUCAAGUGACUUUGGAAAGAGUUUCACCCACCUGGUCCUACCUUUUAUCCCUCACUCGGUCAUCACGUACAAUCCUGAGAAUUCCAACGUGCUGCUCGCCAUCGCGAGAAAAAAUGAGCUGUGGCUGACUAAGGACUUUGGGCAGAAUUGGAAAAAGAUCCACGACAGGGUGUGCAAGGUGAAAUGGGGGAUGAAGAAUGCCCUCUUUUUUUCAACCAAUCAUAAUGGAUCCUGUAGUGAACGUGGAGUGCUGGAAUUAAAGAGGACAACUGAUUUUGGGGAAACAAUUGAGACCAUCGCUAACAAACUCUACUCCUUUGGCCUCGGUGGUCGCUUUUUGUUUGCUUCUGUGAUGACUGGGGAGGGCACUAUGAGGAUCAUCCAUGUGUCGGUGGACCAAGGUGACAAUUGGAACAUGGCCCAGUUACCCGCCAUCGAUCACAGGCAGUUCUACUCCAUCUUGUCAGCAGGCGACGAAAUGGUCUUCAUGCACGUAGAUAAUCCAGAAGAUGAUGGCCUAGGUACCAUUUAUGUGUCUGAUGACCGAGGCACUAUCUACUCCAAGUCACUGGAAAACCACCUUUACACCACCACAGGGGGUGAAACUGACUUCACCAACAUCACCUCUCUGAGAGGUGUUUUUAUCACCAGCAAAAUGGAAGAAGACAACUCUAUGAGCACUGUUAUGACUCGUGACAUGGGAGGGGAGUGGACUGCUUUGAAGAAGCCUAUUAACAGAAAUUGUGCUUUGGAAGCCAAGGACCCGGAUAAGUGCAAUCUCCACAUCCAUGCGGCAUACAGUGCUGCUGUGAGGCACAACGUCCCCAUGCUACCCCUGAGCGAACCAAAUGCUGUGGGUUUAAUAUUAGCUCACGGGAGUGUCGGUGAUGAUGUCUCGAUGAUGAUGAAUCCUGACGUGUACGUUUCUGAUGAUGGGGGCUACACGUGGAUAAAGGCUCUGGAUGGCCCACAUCAUUAUGCUAUUCUGGACUCUGGUGGGCUGCUUGUAGCUGUGGAGCACCAGAAUGUACCCGUCGACACAAUCAAAUUCUCUACGGAUGAAGGGCAGUGCUGGCACAAUUACACAUUCACCAACGAGCCCAUCUUCUUCACGGGCCUGGCUUCAGAACCGGGUGCCCGCUCCAUGAAUGUCAGCAUCUGGGGUUACAAAACUAGCUUGUUCGCCGAGCACUGGGUCUCAAUCACCAUUGACUUUCGGGAUCUCCUCACCAAAAACUGCGAGGAUAACGACUAUGUGAAGUGGUUGGCACAUUCUGAUGAUGUCAGUGACCCCGAGGACGGCUGCAUUCUGGGCUACAAGGAAACGUUCCUGCGUCUCCGUAAGGAUUCUGUUUGCUGGAACGGACGGGAUUAUGUGGUUAGCACAAAGCCGACGCCUUGCAAUUGCACUCUGGAUGACUUCCUUUGUGACUUUGGAUUUUACCGUAAAGAAAACAGUUCCGAGUGUGUGGAGGAGCCAGACCUGAUAGGCACAGUGUUGCAGUUCUGUUUGCACGGCAGAGAGGAACAACUGCACACACAAGGCUACAGGAAAAUUCCUGGUGAUAAAUGUGAGGGAGGUAAGAUUCCUGAACGCAAAGAGAUUGACCUGAGGGAAAAGUGUGUGAGCGAUUUGCUGGGCCGUAACACCCAGACAUACAGCCAGUCAUCAACAUCUGUAGGCAUCGUGCUAACGAUUGUCGUCAUCAUGAUACUAAGCAUGGCAGCCGGAAUCGUCUUCAUUAAGAAAUAUGUCUGCGGUGGCAGGUUCUUGGUCCACAGAUAUUCUGUGCUACAACAACAAGUCAAUGACAAUGCAGCGGAAGGCAUGGACGACCCGUUGGACGACCAGCUAGACAGCGAUCACAGUACCAAUGGGAAAAUUGACUUUCACGGUGACUCUGAUGAGGACAUGUUGCAGUAG